CCACCACCCACAGCGACGUCCGCAUGGUGCAGCUCAGCCCCACAGCAGCGCCCGCGCUCCCGCUCCAGCCGCCCGCCAGAGCCAUGCUCUACGGCCUCGGCCCCCCGCUCAGCGCCGCCAGCAGUGGAUUUUUUGGAGAGCCAGACAACUUCUCCAUGUACAACAACAACAGAGUGAAAAGAAGACCAUCCCCCUAUGAAGUGGAGCUCUCUGAUGGUCCUCAUACAAAGGUGGUCCGCCGAAUAUUUACAAACAGUCGUGAAAGGUGGAGGCAGCAGAAUGUCAAUGGGGCUUUUGCUGAGCUUCGCAAGCUCAUUCCAACUCACCCACCUGACAAAAAACUCAGCAAGAAUGAAAUCUUACGCCUGGCCAUGAAAUACAUCAACUUCUUGGCCAAGCUUCUCAAUGACCAGGAAGAAGAAGGAAACCAAAGGGGUAAAGUCAACAAAGACACUGACAUCGUCCAAGAAGACCUCCUUCAGGACAUGUUGUCUCCAAACUCGAGCUGCGGAAGCUCAUUAGAUGGAGCAGGAAGCCCAGACAGUUUUACAGAGGAACAUGAAACGUUAGAUCCCAAGCCAACGAGGGGUCUCCAUCAUUCCCUUCUUCCCAUCGAAAGCAAUACACAGCGAUGAUGAACCUAAACAGAGGCCCAGGCAAGCCCUUGAAUCCCUGGUAUGUGGAAUUUAUGCAUGCCUUUCCUGCAUCAUCAUCUUCUCAAAAAAGAAAUGGUGACUUCUCAAGUUUUCCUUUCAACAUAAAUAAGAUAGCAGGAUGAAAAAGAAUAGCCAGAGCAAAUCAAGAGCCUCUUCAUGAUUCAGGCUGCCGAUGAAACACUGGCCUGAAAGAUUUCUUGGUGGUAUCUGUGUUAUUUUUGAUUGCUCAAAGGAUAAAAUACAUGGGCAGCACAUUUUGUAUUCAUAGAAGGUUUACAAUUGCUUGAACUGAUGAUCUUCUGUCUUUCUGCAGAAUAGUUACACCUCUGCACCAUCCUGCACUCCUCUCUUUCAGAUGUUCAAACCCAAAUAUCUUCUAUAAUAUGUGUACAUGGCAAUGGAAGCCCUUAAAAAUCAUUCAUGCUGUGUGUUUCUUCUCUAGCACACUUUGAGGAAAUUUAUGCAACUUGUCUGGGAAGAGUCUUUUCACUCCAGAGCCUUGUCUUUUUUAAAUUUUAUUUUUAAAGGAAGGAAGGAAAUCCCCCUUACUAAGGAACAGUUGACUUUGUGUUGUGGUUUGUUUGGUUCUUCGUUUUUCCACUUGAUAUAUUUAUAUAGAUAUAUAUCAAUCUAGGCCAACCCUGGAUUGUUUAUGGUCUUGUAUUUAUGAUGUGGAAUUCUUUCUGUUUAAUUCCAACAUGCAGUAUCUGCUGGACUAAACAGGUACAUUAAUGGGGUUUGUUUCUCAACUUCUGACAUCUCAUCACACUAGUGAUUUGUGACUUCUUCUGACAUGGGUGAGCAACAGUAUUUCUGCUGGUUUAAAAAUUUUUUCCAGAAAGUCCAAUGAAAAAGUGUGUGUGUGUGUGUGCACGCGCGUGUAUUUAUAUAUGAAACUGGUAUAUAAUUUUCAGUAAAGCAUUUUGACUUAUUUGGAUAUGCUUAUGUCAAAGUUAUGGGCAAGAAUCCACUAGGAACUUCUUCUGUGGAAGAUCCACAGAAUUGCAUAAGAUUGCAUCCAUGUCCAGGGCUGAUCUAGUCAGCAAAGAUGGAUAUUUGCUGGGUCUUAUAGACUGGGAAAAUGGUCCACUGUUCUGUAUCAUUCAUUCUAUAUGGGCCAUUUGCAGGAGAAGUCUCCAGGGGUCAGUGUUCAUGGAGUGCUGUUCUCAGAUGUUUAUGAUACAGAGCGGAUUUGCACUCUGUUGUCCAAUAUAGCCCUGUGAUUGCACACUUUCUGUAGACAUUCUCCCUGCCCGUGGCCGCACCAUAUUUGCUAUGCCAGUAUUCUGUUCAAAAGCUUAGCCACCUGACUCGACUCUUUUGUCAUCAUCAGGCUGCAGUUCAUGAGCCUCUUUAUUUUGCACAGAGUCUCACCGCAGUCAUUGAGACGAUUUCAGGAUUAUUUCAUCAUUUCAGCUUUGAUUUUACGGACAAAGUUUGUGUGCACAGAGACUGCUGAAUCAGGAACUCUGUAUUAUUCUCAGUGUCACUUUACACAUCACAUUUCUUAGGUGUGCACCUAAACGUUGGAAGGGCAACACAUACAAAUGUCAAGUGUAAAUGUGACUAGCAACACUUUUGCAAACAAACACAUGUAUCGUAACAAAAGCUACAACCUAAGCCCUGUUCAGAUGUUCAAAAAGAGGACACUGCACGUGACUACAGCAUCCUGUGAGCUUGCCUGCAAGCCCUCCUUACUGCUUACAUGCCCAGAAGCCUCCUCUGCCCCCAUUCAUGAUUACAACAUUUGU
This is a messenger RNA of Hemicordylus capensis (graceful crag lizard), 2407 nucleotides long. It is a transcript of the gene TAL1, whose product is annotated as TAL bHLH transcription factor 1, erythroid differentiation factor. Gene Ontology annotation, biological process: regulation of transcription by RNA polymerase II. NCBI's taxonomy places the organism in Eukaryota, Metazoa, Chordata, Lepidosauria, Squamata, Cordylidae. Bases 24 to 635 code for a protein of 203 amino acids. The transcript has 3 exons. The record is from RefSeq and is a predicted model, not a curated record. Gene Ontology annotation, molecular function: RNA polymerase II cis-regulatory region sequence-specific DNA binding; DNA-binding transcription factor activity, RNA polymerase II-specific; protein dimerization activity.